Molecule: messenger RNA, 402 nt
Organism: Hirsutella rhossiliensis
Lineage: Eukaryota; Fungi; Ascomycota; Sordariomycetes; Hypocreales; Ophiocordycipitaceae
Exons: 3
Coding region: 1-402 (133 amino acids)
Biological process (GO): transcription by RNA polymerase II
Cellular component (GO): SAGA complex
Molecular function (GO): transcription coregulator activity
Source: RefSeq, a predicted model, not a curated record
AUGCGCAUCGCAACUGCAGACACAGGACACUACGACAAGGACGUGCGCAAGAACGUUAAAGACUCGGAUGACAGGGGUGCGGACGCCGACCUAGUCAUCGGCGAUGACCCCCUCGACCGCGUCGUGCCCGGCGGCUCCGUCGAUGAAGCCGCCAGGAACUACAAGAAGGCCAAGCGACAGGACGAGGAAGAAGGGGACGAGAUGGAUUACAUGACCCUCCAGCGCCUCGGCAGGGCCGACGAGCACACAAAGGUCAUGACGCGCGAGGAAUACGUCAUCUAUUCCGGGUACCGCCAGACCUCCUUCACCUGGCACAAUGGCAAGCGCUUCCGCGAGUGGGCCUCCUCCGGCGAGGGCAAGACCCCGAUCGAGGCUCCCCCACAUCCAGGAGGCCUUUCAUAG